AUGGAUUCUUUUGAAAUUAAUAACGUUAAAGUUGAGAAGGCAAAUGCAAUCCUGAAGCAUCUCCAUCUUCGGAAGCUGGCAAAUUUGUUCAGGAUAAUUGAGAUAUUUGUCCUUGUUAGCACACGCUUUGUUUUGAUAAUCGAAAACGCAAUAGCUGACAUUCUUUUUGUGCAAUCAGGAAAGUUUCUAGCUCAUGAUUCUAGCAGAAAGAAUCCUGGAAAUGAUUACUAUGAAGAGUAUGUGGAGAAGAGCAAAAAGACCGAAAACUCUCAUCGGUAUGAGGUCAUGUACAGGGAAAAACAGAGCAAAUGUCAAGAGAAUAUAGUUAGUGUGGGCACACAUACAUCCUGCAAAACCAAGAUUUUUAGAAGAAGUCAAUCAGAAAAAUUCAAGUCUCUGAAUGGCAAUAAAUCUUGUCGGGAACUGUGGAGAUUGGGUACGAAGAAGUACAAGAAAAGUACUAAUUCUGAGGAGAAAGUGGUGAAAAAUUCAUCCCCUAUAGAUGACAUGAGCAAUGAAGAGUUCAACAGAUGA
Molecule: messenger RNA, 534 nt
Organism: Pistacia vera
Lineage: Eukaryota; Viridiplantae; Streptophyta; Magnoliopsida; Sapindales; Anacardiaceae
Exons: 2
Coding region: 1-534 (177 amino acids)
Source: RefSeq, a predicted model, not a curated record